Messenger RNA from Acanthosepion pharaonis, 477 nucleotides. The record is from the annotation of a GenBank genome assembly. Lineage: Eukaryota; Metazoa; Mollusca; Cephalopoda; Sepiida; Sepiidae.
AUGUCUCUUCGCUUACCUAUCGGGCUAACUUCCGAAAGUCAUUCGAUCACCACUCUUCAAGGCUCCACUCACUCCACUUUUGCUACUGCCUUCCCUCUGAGACACCAGCUUCAGCACCCUGCAGCUUCCAGCACUCCUGCAGCUUCCAGCAUUCCUGCUGUCUCCAGCUCACUCCAACCGCUUUCAGCUCACUCCUACCGCUUCCAGCUCACUCCUGCAGCUUCCAGCACCCCUGCAGCUUUCAGCUCACCCCUGCGGCGCUCUACUGACGUCCGGACACCGUUCCCAAACAAACGACCUCUGUCGUCUUCCCAUCCACCGUUCGCAAGUAAAGACACGAUUUCCAUCGUCUACAACGGACCAUCUGCGUUUGUCAUCCUUCUUUGCUAUUGCCAUCUCCUUGCCUUUGUGUCCCCUAUUUUAGUUGUACGGUCGAUUGGCACUCACACCUCUCGGUCCGCUGCAACAACAGUUUGA